Messenger RNA from Saccharomycopsis crataegensis, 1152 nucleotides. It is a transcript of the gene YFH7, whose product is annotated as Yfh7p. NCBI's taxonomy places the organism in Eukaryota, Fungi, Ascomycota, Saccharomycetes, Ascoideales, Saccharomycopsidaceae. Bases 1 to 1152 code for a protein of 383 amino acids. The transcript has a single exon. The record is from RefSeq and is a predicted model, not a curated record.
AUGGAUUCCACCUAUUUAACCCUCUGCCAAAGAGCAUCGGACUUGCUCAAAUCCCACCCUGGGUAUCGUGUCCUCAUACUACUUGCUGGUCCUCCAGGAUCUGGCAAAUCAACAGUGGCAAGAAACGUCGCAGACUUGCUCAACCUCCAACAUCGCAAGCAAUUGUCAUCCAUUAGUACCGCUGCUUGUCACCCACCAAUUGCCCAAUAUAAUUCCAGUAUCGCCAACUAUUCCACUGCUAAAAUCACUGAAAAACUAUCAAGUAACAAUAAGGAUGGUCUUCCUCAGAAAAAGCAAUGUUCCAAUAGCCAGGUACAAAUCAUUGGCCAGGCCCCAGAAAACCUGAUUACUUUGAUGGUUCCUUCAUUAGAUGACAAUGCUAAUGCUAGUGAAUUUGCCCAGGUUGUUCCUAUGGAUGGGUUCCAUCUUCCUCGUCGAGUGCUUUCUCAAUUCAAAGAUCCGGUCACGGCGUUUGCGCGUCGUGGAGCCCCAUUCACAUUUGAUGCCCCAAUGGUGGCAAUCCUUGCUAAUUUGCUCAGAUCCACUUGCGAUGUGAUUGUUUCUGAUAUUUGUCCUGAUCCAAUCUUUACCAAUGAAGGGAUUUCUCUUGACCCGCAGUUCCAUAACCAUGAUGCUGAAACGUCGCUGAUGACCAGUUCAUCUCGCCAAUCGGCGCAUUCUAGUCUCUUCGAAUUCGAUAAUGAUCAAGCCUCGGUCGAAUCCUUUGACGAUUCUGAUAAUGAAGAAGACUACAAUAAUAUUUGGAAACUUCGUCACGGUAGAACAACGAUGAUUCCGGAUAUUGUCAUUCCAAGCUUUGACCAUGCGGAAAAAGACCCUCGUGCUAAUGGGAUAACCAUCAAGGCGGCCACUAAAGUGGUGAUUCUUGAAGGAUUGUACGUGUUAUUGGAUCUUCCAUACUGGAUGGAUAUUUCUGGGGAUCAGCAGCAUUCUGGAGUGGAAUCAUGGAAGAUCAACCUCGAUGAAUCACUGGCAAGAACCAGAGUGGCCAAGCGUCAUUUGCAAGCGGGAAUCGUUGAUAAUUUACAAGACGGUGAGGCCAGGUACGAUGCCAAUGAUUGUAUCAAUGGGAGGUUAGUGGAUCGUCAGUCGAAAGCUGCUGAUUUUGUGGUGUGUUCAAAGAAUGAGUGA